ACGCUGACUACAACUCUUUUUGUGAGAUGAUGGCAACCGCUUUACCCAUCCCCUUGAGAGUGCCUGCCAGAACUUACCCAGCAUUCUGCAGCUGGAUUACAGAGGACCAAAGGUACCGCCGCUGGAGGGAUAAGGAAGAUCAUCUCAUAUUGUAUCUACGCGGCACUUCGGGCAUGGGACAGUCUACUAUCUGCUAGUUUUUGAUGCGGACCAUGCGAGCCACUGGGACGACGGUGCUGUCUUUCUUCUGCAACAGGCUGGACGAUUGUCGGAAAUCGGGGAAGCAUAUCCUUCUUUCGAUGAUUGGCCAGCUUUUGUUUCACGAGCCGCAACUCUAUUGCCACAUUCAUGAACUGAAACAGUCACUGUCAAGAAGAGUCUCAUUGUGGAGCGAAGAAGACGUUUGGAGUCUGUUUGGAGCCAUCGUUUCGAGGCCAACGCACCGAAAGCUGGUAUGCCUUGUUGAUGCCCUUGGCGAAUGCGGUGAUAGGAUAUCUAGAUGGCUUAUGGGGCAGUUCGUCUCACUCCAAGAGGAAACAGAUUUCCCACUAAGGCUCAUUGUCAGCGGUGAUGCGAAAUUCUCCGACAUUGUGCUAGAAAAACUUCAGGAGAAUAUGGUGGUGAUCGACCUUGACAGCAGGGGCGAUGGGCGGACUAAAGUUUUGGAGUCGGUUACGGCUGCAUGGAUAUCGGAUCUAGUUCGGAAAUCAGAUGCUUAUACCGGGCUCGAGGAUUUCCUUUUGGGUCACUAUCGACUUCGUUGGACCGAUACGACAACAUUCCUCGCGAUCAGACUUUCCUUAGAGCUUCUUGUUCCCCCGAUAACCGGAGCUACCAUGCAUUCGCUGGGUGAAGAGGUACGCAGUUUAGAUAUGGACCUGCCACUGAUCUACGCAAGAUUGCUGGAGAAUGUUUCCCUGAAUGAUCGAUCGUGGGCGCUAAAAGUGCUACACUGGACCUGCCAUACGUUCCGCCCGUUGACGAUCAAUGAAUUCUCCGUUGCACUGUCAAUCCAUAUCGACAACAACCCUACGCAUUCGCUUUUGGCCGACGGAAGUAUCCCGCUGGAUAUAAUAAGCGAUAUCGCCCGCGUGUUCGGCCCGCUUAUCAUCACUGUGAGGGAUGAACUACACCUCGUUCACCCAUCUUUCAAAGAUUUCCUUGUCCGGAAGAGAAAAGGGAACGAGGGAUGUGAUGCAUGGUACAGCUUUGAAAAUGCCGACUAUCUCCACAGUUACAUUUUUGAUAUUUGCCUUGAAUACCUCUCCGCCGACCCAACAUCGCAGGUAGCCCUCCAAGGCGAACAGUUACUGGAGGAUUACGUACAGCUUUUAUCACUGGCACCACUCCUCGUGGACCAAAAGAAACAUAGCCUCCUGCUCUAUGCAUUCCAAUACUGGCCGAAGCACUAUCGGCGGUCUGCGGAUCUGCAACGAGCACCCUCUAGCUAUAGCAAAGUUCUUGAUUUCUUGAGCACCGAAAAGAUUGCAAGGCCGUGGUACAACGUGUACGGGAUCCUGAGCGGCGACACGACAGUCCCAUACUCGUACAACCCGGUAUCAGUUGCGGCGAGGUUGGGUCUUCCAAAAAUCGUCGAGGAAUUGUCGGACAGGACAGGCUCUAAACUGUCAGCAUCCGAGAGACAGGAACCAUUGGAUGUGGCCGCUAUGUACGGCCAUCACACUAUCGUCCGAGAGCUUCUGUGUUCUGAUAUACGGCUCUCAAAAGCGUUGAAAUCAGCCUCCGGAAUGGGUCAUCCACUUGUGGUUAAGGAACUUCUGGAUGCGGCAAAGGGGCAUGGAUUGGAAGUCGCUCAGCUCUCUGUCGAACGCGCCUUCUUUGCUGCGGUAGCAAACGGGCACGCUGAGGUCGUUAAGUUGCUUUUGCAAUCACAGGACGGCACUUUGGCCAGCAAGACCCACGAUGACUGGACACCUUUGCAGCACGCGGCACAGAAUGGCAGGGACCAUGUGGUCAGCGUGCUCCUCGACCAUCGACAGAGAUCCAAGACCAGCACCGGAGAAGGAGACAAGGAAAUACUUGCCGCGAAAAGAGGUCGAGGUGAAGGACUGGAAGAUUCCGGCUGGGGUAGUGGGGCGGAAGUCAGUGAUCUGGACGCGACUGACAAGAGUCCCUUGCACCUGGCAGCGAAUGAGAUGGCAACAAAUGCACUCCGCUUCACAUUGCUGCCAAGAAAGGACAUGUUGCGGUCGUCAAGUAUAUUCUCGGUCUUGAGGAAAGGGUCAAGUAUCUUCUCGGUCCUGAAGAAAGUUAUGCAACCUUGACCGAGGAACAAGGUCGCCAGCCUCUCCACCUUGCCGCCGAGUUUGGCCACACGGCCGUUGUGGAUGCACUUCUCGCCCAUUCACCGAAAAUAGACGUCAACGUCACAGAUGAUAAAUACUACAGUCCUCUGCACUUGGCGGCAAUGAAUGGCAACCCCGACGUCGUUCUCAGGCUGAUACAGGCAUAUGCGGAAGUUGAUGAACUCGGCGGCAGUCAUGAAGAAUCACCACAUCUGACUAUUAACGGUGGACACCUCGAAAUCAUCGAAAUACUCCUAUCCUACGGUGCCUCUUUAGAGAAGAAGUCGGGAAGCGGGGCCGAAUGGAGAGCCCUUC
Messenger RNA from Tricharina praecox, 2621 nucleotides. RefSeq lists its product as uncharacterized. The transcript has 2 exons. Lineage: Eukaryota; Fungi; Ascomycota; Pezizomycetes; Pezizales; Pyronemataceae. Bases 204 to 2285 code for a protein of 693 amino acids. Gene Ontology annotation, molecular function: protein binding. The record is from RefSeq and is a predicted model, not a curated record.